This is a messenger RNA of Armigeres subalbatus, 1264 nucleotides long. RefSeq names its product probable isoaspartyl peptidase/L-asparaginase GA20639. The record is from RefSeq and is a predicted model, not a curated record. The transcript is spliced from 2 exons. Gene Ontology annotation, molecular function: beta-aspartyl-peptidase activity; asparaginase activity. Bases 140 to 1114 code for a protein of 324 amino acids. Gene Ontology annotation, cellular component: cytoplasm. NCBI's taxonomy places the organism in Eukaryota, Metazoa, Arthropoda, Insecta, Diptera, Culicidae.
AUAGCCCAUCAGACGAAGCGCAUCAAGACUGCUGCAUUUUACCUAGUCAUGCAAGUGGUUGAACGUUUUGAGUUGAAAGAUAACAUUCUUACCACCGUUUGAAUCAGUAGCAAAGCAGACACCGUUCCCUUUAAAUAAAAUGUCAUCGAUUGAACCGAUUGUUCUGGUACAUGGGGGCGCAGGGGACAUUCCAACCGAACGUGUCGAAGGAAAACUGGUAGGCGUGAAACUAGCCGCCAAAGUGGGCUACGCCAAACUUCAAGACUCUGGCUCCGUUAUGGAUGCUGUCGAGGUGGCAGUUCGUAGUAUGGAACUGGAUCCGUAUUUCAAUGCUGGUUACGGAUCGGUUUUAACCACGGAAGGAAACGUUGAGAUGGAGGCGAGCAUAAUGAAUGGGGCAACAUUGCGUGCAGGAUGCUGCUCGCUCGUCAAAGACAUCAUGCAUCCGAUAAGUUUGGCGAGAAGGGUGAUGAAGACCCCGCAUAAUUUCCUCGGUGGAGAAGGAGUGAUGCAGUUCGCUGUCCAAGAGGGGUUCGAAAUAAUGGAUCCCCCUGGACAGCUGGUAACCGAUUUUGCUAAAGAAGCUUUGGAGGAAUGGAAAGAAGCUGCGCAUAAAGGCGAAAACGAGUUUGCUCGCACCGAGAUAGGAUCAUCUAAUAAAUACAGCAAAGCUGAAGUGGGUACGGUCGGUGCCGUUGCAAUCGAUAGUUUGGGCAAUAUCGCUGUAGCGACAUCCACCGGUGGUAUAACAGGAAAGCUCCCAGGGAGAAUUGGCGACACACCCUUAGUAGGGGCAGGAACGUACGCUGACAAUCGGGUAGGAGGUGUGUCUACCACAGGUCAUGGUGAAACCAUCAUGAGAUAUUCGCUAGCUCACGACAUUCUCAAGCGAAUUGAAUUCCUUGGAGAAGAUGCUCAAACUGCAACAGAAAAUUCCUGUAAAACAAUGACUGAUAGAUUAACUGGAACCGCAGGCGCCAUCACCAUUGAUUGCAAAGGCCAAGUAGGAGUGUCAUUCACCUCAAAAAGAAUGGCUUGGGCUUAUAUCAAAGGGAAGCAACUUAAAUAUGGUAUCGAACAAGACCAACACCUCGAAGAAACUGUACAAGAGUAGCGAAAAUCUAUGCAAAAACUUACCGCUGAUCCAGGCGGCGAUAUUUGUGCGAGGAUGUCAGUCUGUAUUUGAAAUGUUCAAUCUGCCUUUCAAAGUUGCGAUUCAUUUUCGGUUGCUUUACGAUAAAUCAAAUACAAAAAUAUUUCAUUA